AUGUGUUGUGUUGACUGUGUGGAGGAAGCUCUUAGCGCAUUACUUCCUAUGCUGCCUGGUGUACAUUAUUUUCGAUUCAGUCUUGUUGAUGAUCACUGUGGUAUAGAAUUGGAUGAAAAGGAUCCAAUAGUUUGGCUAAAGCUAGAGGAUGCUUUAGAUGAGUACGUAGUUCAGAAUCAGAAGCGGCCAAAGCAGAAGCUUCAUCCAGAUCCGGCAACCGGUGAACCAGCAGUACCCGUACUCGAAAUUGAAGCACAAGCUGUAGUGAAUGCUAUCUUCGUCUUCGAUCUGCAGAAGGUGGAAGUGAACCGUUCAGCCUUUGCAGUUGCUAAUGCUGGUGAUGUUCUUUUUAUCAGUUUCCUUGGUUCCAGUGGCUGA
Messenger RNA from Fraxinus pennsylvanica, 378 nucleotides. The record is from the annotation of a GenBank genome assembly. NCBI's taxonomy places the organism in Eukaryota, Viridiplantae, Streptophyta, Magnoliopsida, Lamiales, Oleaceae.